Paracoccidioides brasiliensis Pb18 is the source of this 543-nucleotide messenger RNA. RefSeq lists its product as uncharacterized. The record is from RefSeq and is a predicted model, not a curated record. The transcript is spliced from 2 exons. Bases 1 to 543 code for a protein of 180 amino acids.
AUGUUCCUGCACAUGGCAAGGCAAAAGAAACCUUCCAGAGGUUUGACGUAUUUGGGCCCCAGUCAACCUACCGAGGGAGGUUUCUUCUUCAACCACGGAGGCAUCCUCUCUGGUGACUUCAACCCCGAAACAUUCAGCUUGACCUCUUCAACAACCUCUCUUCUGUCACUUUAUCCACUGAGAUGUCCUCCCCACCACUUCGACCACCUUGACAGCCUUCUCAUCAUUUCAACUACUGAGACGUCCUCUCCAGUGGCUUCAACCCCUGAAACAUCCACCUCAGCCACUGAGAGUACAUCCGAGAGCAGCGCAACCGCUCCUGCAACCACCUCUGCCACUGAAGGCAGCGCACACUCCUAUCCAGCCAUCUAUGCCCCUAAAACAGCCUAUCAAGUCGCCUCUGCUCCUGAAAGUGCAACAUCACAUAUAGCCAGCUCUGAAAUUAUUGAGAUGUCGUCUCCCACUACUCCAACAACUUCAGUCACUUCAGCGCCAACGCCAGCACUGUCAGCUAACCUCUGGUGCUUUGCUCUUCCCUUUUAA